This is a messenger RNA of Saccharomyces eubayanus, 945 nucleotides long. RefSeq names its product thiamine transporter TPC1 (gene TPC1). Gene Ontology annotation, biological process: thiamine pyrophosphate transmembrane transport. Gene Ontology annotation, cellular component: mitochondrial inner membrane. The record is from RefSeq and is a predicted model, not a curated record. The coding region runs from base 1 to 945 and encodes 314 amino acids. Gene Ontology annotation, molecular function: thiamine transmembrane transporter activity. Lineage: Eukaryota; Fungi; Ascomycota; Saccharomycetes; Saccharomycetales; Saccharomycetaceae. The transcript has a single exon.
AUGUUCAAGGAGGAGGACUCUUUAAGAAAGGGGCAGAAUGUGGCCGUAUGGGAAACUUUAUUGGCAGGUGCCAUGUCUGGGCUCCUAGCCCGGACUGUGACGGCUCCCAUGGAUACCAUCAAGAUCAGGUUGCAAUUGACCCCGGCAAAUGGGAUGAAGCCCUUCGGGAGCCAAGUUCUGGAGGUGGCCAAGGGCAUGAUAAAGAACGAAGGCAUCCGGGCCUUUUGGAAAGGAAAUAUACCCGGUUCAUUGCUGUACAUCACCUAUGGAGCGGGACAGUUUAGUUCGUACUCGUUUUUUAACACAUGCUUGGAACCGUUCGGGCUGGGGGCCCGGUUACACAGCCUUGUUGUUGGGGCCCUAGCCGGGAUGACCAGCUCCUUUCUAUCCUACCCGUUUGACGUGCUGCGCACUCGGCUAGUGGCCAACAACCAGAUGCAGUCCAUGACCAUCACAAGAGAGGCGCGAGACAUCUGGAAGCUGGAGGGCCUCCCCGGAUUCUUCAAGGGCUCCAUCGCGUCGAUGGCCACCAUCACGGUGACCGCAUCGAUAACAUUCGGGAUAUACGAGACAAUCAAGAUAUACUGCGACGAAAAGGAAAACACGGCAACGGCAGGUACCAAAUGGAAGCUGUCCGCUCUGAACCACAGCGCCGGUACCAUUGGCGGGGUUGUCGCCAAGAUCUCCACCUUCCCCUUGGAGACGAUCCGCAGACGGAUGCAGUUCAUGAACUCGAAGCACCUGGAGAGGUUUUCGAAGCAUUCCGAUGUAUACGGCUCCUACAGAGGGUCCGGCUUCGCAAGAAUCGGCCUGCAGAUACUGAAACAAGAGGGGGUAACCUCGCUCUACAGAGGCAUCCUCGUAGCCCUCUCGAAGACAAUACCCACCACUUACGUGAGUUUCUGGGGGUACGAAACGGCCAUCCACUACCUGCGCCGAUGCUAA